Messenger RNA from Phycodurus eques (leafy seadragon), 543 nucleotides. Its product is annotated as RING finger protein 212B-like. Gene Ontology annotation, biological process: reciprocal meiotic recombination; protein sumoylation; homologous chromosome pairing at meiosis. Gene Ontology annotation, cellular component: synaptonemal complex. Lineage: Eukaryota; Metazoa; Chordata; Actinopteri; Syngnathiformes; Syngnathidae. The coding region runs from base 1 to 543 and encodes 180 amino acids. Gene Ontology annotation, molecular function: SUMO transferase activity. The record is from RefSeq and is a predicted model, not a curated record. The transcript is spliced from 8 exons.
AUGGAUUGGUUCCACUGUAACCAGUGCUUCUCAAGCUCAGGAUCAAAGUUUGCAGUGUCCAGCUGUGGACACAUCUGCUGCGAGGCCUGCAUUAAAGCUGAGCGAUGUGUCAUAUGCGGAACCAGCUGUAAUUAUCGGCCCAUCACAGAUCAGAUGAAACCACAGGAAAAGGUGUUUUUCAUGGAUCCUGUGAAGCUCAUCCAGUCACGGCUCGAACACAUUUCACAGAUUGCCGAUUUUCAACGGACACAAAUGGAGAGAGCAACAGCGUACUUCAAGCACAAGUCAGUUGAACUGGAAAAACAUCUGAAAGAAGUCACUCAACAGAGUUACAGGCAAAUAGCUGAAUUGAACAGAGAGAAUGCUGAUCUAAAAAGUCAAAAUAUGGAGCUAAAAAGAGAGAUGGCAGAGCUAAAAAAGCCUCUUUCGCAGAGGAGGGGUUCUCCAGGACAAUUUAAGACAAAUGGUGUUCAAAGGAUCUCUCUCCCUGUGGCUGUCACUUCUCCAGUUACCCCUCAUUUAAGAACUAUGAGGUAUGUUUGA